UCGGAUGACGACAUCGUUUCCAACUCUCAGUCGUCGCAGCACUUUGGAGCGGUACGGACGGACGAUUGAAGAUCACCGGAGCAGACGCAUCUUUUUGCUUUCUUAGUGCUGACUUCUGUUAGAUGAAAAGAGAUAGAGUGUAUUAUUCAAGCGUUCACACUAAUCCUUAACCCGGACUGUCGGUCGGUUAGGCGAGUAAACGGCUGGUUACGAAACCGUGGUGCAGGUCAAUCCCGGAAGAAAAGUACGAGUGGUGUGAGUAUCCCGUAGUGAACUGUGGAUCUCGGUCGGAAGCGUGUCCUGUUGUGGUUGAUGAGAAAACAGGUGCGUCGAAGCGGAGGGAAUGAGUCUCCCGCCCUACGUGUGAAGGCUUAACAGCAGACGGCGAUGACGACGUCAGACGUCGGGGGUUGAUGGAAGUUCGUGGCAUACACCGGCAGCAGGGUGGGAAAACUUUUACCGUUAUCCUUAAACAUGAACGUGACGGUCGUGCCGGGAUCAAUCGUUAGCUGAACGCCGUGAAGGUCGCACACGAACGCGCCGUCCUCCGUGUCAGUCAACCGUACUCGGUGUGUCUAUUGGAUUUUGGCGUCCUCCGUGAAGGGACAGUGUGUGUAUAGGAACGAGAACCGAGCCCAUCGGAUGUGUGCAUUGUCGGAAGCAUAUCGAACAGUGAUGGGAGGGAAAUUGUUUCAUUUAGGAUCUUUAAUUAUUUAUUACCGUCGCAUCAACGAUGUUGUUUUUCGGAUGGCUUCUAAUGAAAUUUUCCCAAUAUGGAGUGUGUCAAUAUCCAGGGUGAAGUGGUAGGAUUUGUGCCUAUGGAAUAUCAAACGUAGGUUCGCUUUCAACGUUAGCUUGUCGACAAAAAAACGUUCUGAAGAGAUUUUUUUUUCGUUGGAACCUAAACUGCCGAAAUGCUUGUUGAUCUGGAAUAAUGAAAUGUGACAGGGGCCCGGAAAAAAAUAAACAAGAGUGACAACGUGUGUAAUUAUCGAGAAAAACGCUACGGCACGGGUGCGACUCGUGGAAGAUGAUGGAUGCAAAACUAAUUUUUCCGACAGGUGUCAGUAUGCUAGUGUAGAAAAAAAGCAUUUAAGCUAGUGUUUAUCCAACUGUGAGUGUCAGAGUGCUCAAGGGAAGAUUUACUGCCGCUCCGGUUGAUGUUGCCAAAUGAUGCUUCAAAACCCAGAAGUGGCAUGUACAUUGAAACAGACGAAAGCAGACUAUUAGCGUAACUUUCCACUCGUUCAACCCAAUUAGACGACAAAUCACAAAACACAACCGGCAAACCAAUCAACAAAAUAAAACGAGCACUUCCUUACGGGCAAAGUAAUAACCGAACGUCGUUGUUGAUGUUGUAGUUUUUUUUUCUCUCUUAAUGUUGCUGUUUCAUCUAAAUUUAUGAGGAAAAUAAAAUCAAACACGUGCAGACCUCCGCACACAUUAGUGUCCCGGUAAUCUGCGAAAGAGCUCGCCAGCCAAGCCGCCGAGAGAAAAACCGUUCUAUCAAAGAUCGAAAAUCACUCUCCUUCGUUCGUCUGUACGCGAACACGCCCGACCACCAAUUCUCACUUCCACCCCCUCGGGGGUUUCCAAACAGCAAAGGGAAACGUUAAAUAUUAAAGGAAGGAGCCGAAUUGAAAAGGCCGAAGGAAAUCAAAAGGUGGUCAGUGCUAUUAUUAAAUAUUAAUGCGGUCCGGAAUAGAUUACGUUCGGGCGAAAUUACAAACAGGGUAUCUUGGACUUUUGCUGUAAGCAAUCAUGUGACUUCUGAGGAGAAGUGAGAAGUAGCAAAACCAACAUCGUGUUCGGCGGGCAAAAGAGCUCUGCUAAAAAAACAUACAGAAGAAGCAAAGUGCGGUCCGGUCCAGCAGCGGUCGUCUGAGUGGUGUCGGAAUAUAAUAAAAUAUUGAAAAUAAUUUACGACUCUCCGGGCGCGGGUGGUUCGACGAUUAUAGGGUGCCGGUAUUUGCAUUUAGUGCGGAACAGGUGUUCUCAAUGGUUGGCAGUUGCGGUUAAGUGUUUUGAGGCUGGGCCAGUAGCAUGCAAAUGAAAUUACGUGAUGCUGGUGGACGGUGCCGGCAGAUAAUCAAGGUGUGAAUAUUUAAACCUAUCGGGUCGGACUUCAAAGUGAAGAAGCUGCAGCAGGGUUGUGAUUCGUGAUACUUUUCUGCGUGGGGGAAAUGUUCGUUUAUGAACAUCAGUGCGAUACUAGAUAGGAUUGCAUCGCAGUUGAGAAUUCGAGUUACAUGUACAGCAGGAAUUUCCCUUUACGCUGGACAAUCCUCGAAGGUAAACAUCACAGCAUCCUUUGUUUCAACGAGCCAAAUCCUUUAAAGACACAUCACUCAGUUUGAUCUUCACAACAGCUCGCGUGUUGAAGCGCUCGAGGAACGCGUUUCGUGUGGAUGUCUACGUGCGUGGUUGACGACGUCAGCCAGCUUUACCUAGAAACCAAACAAAGCAAGCCUGGUAUUGAUAACCAACCAACGAGCUGCCAUUCCGGUACGAUUCCGCAACAGUGAACUAAUUGCAAAUUAAUGCCAGAACAUUGCGUCCGUUGUCCAGGGUCGGCUGUCGCGCGUGUAUCAAAUUUAUUUUUAAUUGAAUUCUAAACACUAUCAUGUUCCGGUGCACGCGCUACAACACCGCUGCGCUGUCAUGAACUAAAUGUCAGCUGGUCUGCACGGGGCACCAUUCACGAACGACUUAACGCCCAGACGGUUGCUACCCUUCCGGAUCCGGACCAGAGUGCAAAACCAGUCCGUGACAACAAGCCAUCUAAAUUUUGGCUUCCCAACACCACUGACUGUGUGUUUGUGUGGGUACUUAUUUGGUGGCAAGAAACCAACCCAUUCUGGUGCGAUGACUAUGGAGGAAAAAUGGACCAACUAAAGCGGAGCACAUCAGUCACGUCAAUCGGCACACGGACGUCUACCAGAACCAGUUGAUCAAUAACAGCGGAACAGACGACGGACAUACGUGACGUGAACGCGGGCGUUCAUGAGAUAUUAAAAAAAAAAUAACCUUGCAAAAGUGAAUCGCAAAGGGGGACCGCGCGACGAAUCAAAACAUUGAAUAAUCAACAUUCGUUCGUUAUGUGCAAAUCCGAUGACGAAAAUGGAAAAUGGCUAACGAACGGAUGGUCCCACUGCCGUGGCGGAAGGCGUGCGAUAUCUUGCGGAAAAGUUCAACCCCCGGUGCACCGCAUAUAUGCUCGCCGGACGUAAUUCGCCCAGAGUGCAAUCGAAGAACACUGUGAAAUGAGUGCAGUUGAAGUGUGCAAGCAUUUUCCCCUAUCGAACAAAAUAGAAGAAAACGUUUUAACGUGAAAUUACCGGGUGCGCGGUUAUGAGUCGGUUGACAGAAAAAUCGUUUUCACGGCCAGCGCGGCCUUGGCCGUUGCCGGCCAGGACAGUGACAGAAAAAGUUUAUCGGCACUCGACCGGCGUCAGCAGUAGUAGUACUAGUGGUAGUAUUAGCAGUACGGCGGCUAGCAGUGUCAUCCACUCGACGGCGACAACGGCCAGCACUUCCAGUGGCUGGAGGUCCUUUGCGGCUGCCGGCGUCGACGGGUUCGACGGUGGUGGAACAAAUGCCCCCGACAGCAGCAGCAGCAGCAGCAGUGAGAGUGAAGUAGAUUAUGGCAGCAGCAUCGGUGGUAGCAGCUUUCUAGAUAACUUCAUCAAUGAGAACAAUGACAGUAGCAGCAACGGCGAACUGUUCAAUGGAAUAUUGUCCAAUUUUACCGGUAACCCAGUGGGACCGACUGCUACUGGUUCGCUGUUCACAAACAUCACAACCGAGCUCAGCUUCAACGUCAAUGGUUCGAGUAGUGGUAUUGGGUCGGCUGCUGUCGCCGGUUCUCGGUUGGCUUUUUCCUCCUUGCCGGAUCUGCUGGAGGAGAACGAACUAAUGGCUCUGUGGAACUGUACCAACUGUUUUUUGCUCAAUUAUAGUGGUAGUAGUAGUAGUAGUGGUAGUAGUUCGACGCUGAUCAACGCCACCAACAGCAGUAGGUACAGUAAUGGAACGGACCAGGAUUUGCUGCUGCUGGGAUCCGGCGGUGGCACGGAUGAGGACGCCGAGACCACCAUCUAUCUGAUACGGGUGAUAGCGACGGCGAUUGUUUUGGGGAUUGUUAUUUUAGCUACAGUAAUAGGAAACGUUUUUGUAAUAGCGGCGAUUCUGCUGGAACGGAACCUGCAAAGCGUGGCCAACCAUCUGAUAUUAUCGUUGGCGGUGGCGGACCUGCUAGUGGCCUGUCUGGUGAUGCCCCUGGGAGCGGUCUACGAGGUGUCCAACGAGUGGCGACUCGGUGCGGAUCUAUGCGACAUGUGGACCUCUAGCGAUGUGCUGUGCUGUACGGCAUCCAUACUGCAUCUAGUGGCCAUUGCCUUGGACAGGUACUGGGCCGUAACGGACAUCGAUUACGCUCACGCCCGAACUGCCCGACGAAUAGGAUACAUGAUCAUCGUCAUCUGGACCCUGUCGGUGCUGGUAUCGAUCGCACCGCUGCUGGGCUGGAAGGAUCCAGAGUGGGAAUCCCGGGUCUACCAGGAUCUCCAGUGUAUCGUAUCGCAGGACGUGGGUUAUCAGAUAUUCGCCACCGCUUCCAGCUUCUACGUGCCACUGCUGGUGAUACUGUUUCUCUACUGGAGGAUAUUUCUCGCGGCCAGGAAAAGGAUUCGGCGGAGGCAGCAGGGCAAAACAAUUGUGCAAUUGAUACCAAAAACUUUAGCUGCUCAGACCCAUCCUGAACCCUUGGCAAAAGCUUCAUGUAUGGCACUAACAUCGAUUGGUUUCCGCUGGAAGGUAACGGCAUCGCAGCAGAACGCCAUCGGUGGCUCGACGGCGAACGUGGUCGGCGGUUCCGGUGGAAUAGCGGCUGCCGUGGUGGCCGUGAUUGGCCGUCCGCUGCCGACCAUCAGCGAAACGACGACGGCCUUCACCAACGUGUCGUCGGCGAACACCAGCCCGGAGAAGGCCAGCUUCGGUAACGGUAUCGAGCGGGAUCGAAUCGAGGCGGAUCCGCCGACGGCGGAUAUCUCCAUGGCAUACCCAUCAACGGGAGCGGCAUCCUGCUCGUCGGCGAAACCGUCGAUCAUGAAAAAACGCUCCCAGGCGGCGACGGAUUCCAAGCGGGAACGGAAGGCGGCCAAAACGUUGGCCAUCAUUACCGGAGCCUUCGUGUGCUGCUGGCUGCCGUUCUUCAUCAUCGCCAUCCUACUGCCAACGUGCACCGGUUGCGACAUCAGCCCGAUCGUGACCAGCGUGUGCCUCUGGUUGGGAUACUUCAAUUCCACCCUGAACCCCAUCAUCUACACCAUCUUCAGUCCGGAGUUUCGGCACGCCUUCAAGCGGAUACUGUGCGGCCGGCGGCACAGUCUCCGGCGGAAGCGGAACAUGGGUGUGCGGCAUAUGCGGUAAGAUUACUUUUUAGCUGGCGGGAGGAAGGGUAUAGAAAGAAAAGUCAAAUGAUUGUGAUGUUAUGUAUUAUAAACCUAGGUUAAUUUGUAAAUAUUAGAUGAAUUUAGCUCCAAAUAGAUAUAGUAGGUUAAAUAAUUGCAAGGACGAGGGUUGCGACCAGAGACUGUUUUGAAAAGUUAUGAUUCUACACGGAAAUCCAUAUUCAAUACUCAUAACAAUAAACACAUACAGAGCUGUUAACAACUAAAGUUUUCCUAAAAAAUGCAAUAUUUUUGAAAUUUUCCAUAUGAUUUUCAU
Molecule: messenger RNA, 5727 nt
Organism: Topomyia yanbarensis
Lineage: Eukaryota; Metazoa; Arthropoda; Insecta; Diptera; Culicidae
Product: 5-hydroxytryptamine receptor-like
Exons: 9
Coding region: 3352-5430 (692 amino acids)
Biological process (GO): adenylate cyclase-activating adrenergic receptor signaling pathway
Cellular component (GO): membrane
Molecular function (GO): G protein-coupled amine receptor activity
Source: RefSeq, a predicted model, not a curated record